Dibothriocephalus latus is the source of this 435-nucleotide messenger RNA. NCBI's taxonomy places the organism in Eukaryota, Metazoa, Platyhelminthes, Cestoda, Diphyllobothriidea, Diphyllobothriidae. The record is from the annotation of a GenBank genome assembly.
AUGAGCCACCCGAAACAAGAGCGAGUCUUCUUCGGCGUCUGCACGCAGCACAGCGUCUUCAUAACUCUGUCAGUUCAGCCAUGUUUUAACAUUCAAUACCAGUUCGAGCUUGCGCAAACCAAAUUGUACAUUGUUUCACGGGCCGAGCGCGAGCGCUUUUUACAAAUUGAGCCGGCACAAAAUCGGGCAAGCAUACUGAGGCGCGUGCACGGAGAACAACGUCGCGCUGAGGCCGAGAUCUUGUCAAUGAACCUUGCGGCGAGAAUGGCGUCUACUCUCUCAUUGGACAGCGGGCAAUGGACACCUUCAGGUGCAUCAUCUCCAAGACAGCAGGAGACCAGUCAGGUGUCGCAGCCGUCUGUAAGCGCCUCGUCUGUCGAGGCUCGUCGAAAGGCUGUUGAGGCGGCGCUUAGGCGAUUGGGCCGCAGUUCUUAG